UCGUUGUCGUCACUAACACCUUUCUCUCUCUUUUCCAUUGAACCUUUCUUCUUCCAUCUACCUCCCUGCAUCGCUCUCUCUUCUUAGCCUUGCCUGCUGAAAAACCAUCACCUAUUCCAUUAUUCUGACAUAUAGACCACAACCACUCAAUUCGUCGCCCCUUAUUUGCAUCUUUGUCACAUUUUUUUCUGCAUUGGCUAUAGGUAGGAGAAUUAUCAACAUCAUGGAAUCAGUUAGUGACAAGAAAGUGAGAUUAAAGAGAAUGUGACUCACUAACAGAAAAAUCAAUCUCAACUCAACCAUUUCAUUUAAUCCAAGUGCUAUUAUUUCACCCUCUCAUCGCUCGUUAUAAAUACUGCUCUCACUUGAUACGUAACACGUGAAGGGAGAGUGAGAUAGUUCACAAUUCACAUGGCAGAAAGUAUCAUUUCAGAUGGCACAGCAAUACCUAAUGAUAACGGGAGACGGAACACAGAACCUGAAAUGGAGAAGAAAUGGUGGAAUAAAAUCUUGGACAUUGAGGAAGCAAAACAUCAACUCAUGUUUUCAUUACCAAUGAUUUUUACAAAUUUAUUUUAUUACUUGAUCACUUUGGUUUCUGUCAUGCUUGUUGGUCAUCUUGGUGACCUUCAGUUAGCAGGUGCUACUCUUGCCAACUCAUGGUUCAGUGUCACGGGCAUAGCAGUUAUGGUUGGCUUAAGUGGUGCAUUAGAAACACUCUGCGGACAAGGAUUUGGCGCAAAAGAAUAUCACAAGUUGGGAAUUUACCUACAAAGCUCUUGCAUUAUAUCUUUUAUUUUUUCCAUCAUUAUAUCAAUUAUUUGGUUCUAUACAGAACCCAUUCUAGUGUUACUUCAUCAAUCACAAGACAUUGCUAGAACAGCAGCACUCUAUAUGAAGUUUCUUAUACCAGGAUUAUUUGCAUAUAGUAUCUUGCAAAACUUGUUGAGGUUUCUACAAACACAAUCUGUAGUAAUACCACUGGUUAUACUUUCAGCUAUACCAGCAUUGGUUCAUGGUGGGAUUGCAUAUGGAUUUGUUCAAUGGACAAGUCUGAAUUUCAAAGGUGGACCAGUUGCAACUUCUAUUUCACUAUGGAUAUCAAUGAUAAUGUUAGGAUCAUAUGUUAUGUAUGCAAAGAAGUUUGAGAAUACGUGGAGGGGAUUUUCAAUGCAAUCAUUUUAUUACUUGUUUCCAAACAUGAAACUAGCUUUGACUUCCGCCGUAAUGGUAUGUUUGGAGCAUUGGGCUUUUGAAGUUUUGGUUUUCUUAGCUGGAUUAAUGCCUGACUCACAAAUAACAACUUCAUUGAUCGCAAUAUGUGCGAACACAGAAUUCAUUGCUUACAUGAUCACUUAUGGUCUUAGUGCAGCUGCAAGCACAAGAAUUUCCAAUGAAUUGGGAGCAGGCCACCCCGAAAGAGCAAAACAUGCAAUGAGAGUCACAUUAAAGCUCUCUGUCGUCCUUGGUUUCUGUUUUGCUUUGAUGAUUGUAUUUGGUCAUGAUAUAUGGAUUCGGAUGUUUAGCAGUAGUCCUACGAUCAAACAUAAGUUUGCUUCAAUAUCACCCUUCCUUGCUACUUCCAUACUACUAGAUUCUGUCCAAGGUGUCUUAUCAGGGGUGGUUAGAGGAUGUGGUUGGCAGCACUUAGUUGUUUAUGUCAACCUUGCAACUUUUUAUCUCAUUGGUUUACCCAUUUCAUGUCUCCUUGGAUUUAAGACCAAUUUGGAAUACAAGGGUUUAUGGAUUGGUCUGAUUUGUGGGCUGGCAUGUCAAACUGGGACACUCUUACUUUUGACAAGAUAUGCCAAAUGGACUAAACUGAAUCUCUCAGGAGACAAAGGUAAAGAUCAACCUGUUGUUGUUUUAACAACUGAAUGCAUGCCAAUUGAGACAGCUCCUUUAGAUGCAGUGUGAGCGAAACUAUAACUCGGAGCUUUAAACUCAGCUUUCGGAGAAAACUCUUUGAAUGUCGAAGCAAACUCAGGUUAAAAUGGUCAUAGGUUGUAUUAGACAUUAUUUUUCUAUCUAAGAACAUUUCUUGUUCCUACUCAUUUAGAGAGAGUGAAAACAUGAUAUUUUUUGUAAGCGGUGUUUGUGAGUUGCAGAAAUAAAUAUUGACAUGCACACAUGAUCUAACAAAGUUUCUUGUCAGUGGUUUUUGUUCCAGAGUCUAACAUGAACUUCUAUUGUUGCAAGGCAGAAAUGUAUCUCACAGCAAAAUGUGGAAACAGUUAAAAUACCAUGUAAUCGCGCUACCAGUUAAUCAAUAUUGUUGGAUAAAGAUUGAAUUACUCA
This is a messenger RNA of Medicago truncatula (barrel medic), 2298 nucleotides long. RefSeq names its product protein DETOXIFICATION 19. Lineage: Eukaryota; Viridiplantae; Streptophyta; Magnoliopsida; Fabales; Fabaceae. Gene Ontology annotation, molecular function: antiporter activity; xenobiotic transmembrane transporter activity. The transcript is spliced from 7 exons. Gene Ontology annotation, biological process: xenobiotic detoxification by transmembrane export across the plasma membrane. The record is from RefSeq and is a predicted model, not a curated record. Bases 412 to 1917 code for a protein of 501 amino acids. Gene Ontology annotation, cellular component: membrane.